UCUUUCACUGUCGGUCCUCUCUCUCUCUCUCUCUGCGCCUCUUUGUUGCAUGUAGGUUUUCUUCCAUUGCAGCUUAGCCUUCUUCAGAUCAUAAGUGUUGGUUUUCGUUUAGUGAUUCUGGUUUCUGCUAGCUGAUUUUGUUGUUCUUUGAUCACCUUGUGUAAUUCGUCUGUUUUUCUCGAUUCGUGUGGGAACGAUCUCACUUUUGAUCUCUUUGUGUUUAGUUUUUUUUUAAACGAAAUCACUUCUCUACUGUGGUGUUGUCUUCUUGUGUGAUCAGUCGUUUUAUGAUCUGGUUCCCGUCUGUAGUUUGAAGAAAUCAGCUUCGAUCUCUGUGAUCACUUUGAUUUCUAGCUUGAUCAAGAUAAAGAGAAAGGAGGUUUUGAUCGGUUAAAUUAAGUUUAGGGGUUUUGAUUGAUUCGAUAAUGGUGGAUCUCAGUGAUAAGGGAUCAGACUGUGAAGAUAUGAUGAACAGCAAGAGCAGCCCUGAGAGAUGUGGAUCAUCUUCAUCGGACGGUGGUAGUCAUUUGAUCAAAACUUGUGCUGAUUGUGGGACCACUAAAACCCCUCUCUGGAGAGGUGGCCCUGCUGGCCCUAAGUCUUUAUGCAAUGCUUGUGGGAUCAGAAGCAGAAAGAAGAGAAGAGCACUUUUGGGGCUAACAAAAGAUGAUAAAAAACAAAAGAAAACAACCACCAUGGCUGCUGCUGCCACCUCUACAUCCGGCGGAGAUAGUCAAACCAGUGGGUUGACCACCAAUAAGAGCAGCAGACAGAUGGGUGAUUUCUGUUUAAAAAGGAAGCUAAUGGCACUUGGAACAGAGGUUGUGUUGCAGAGACCAAGAUCCACCAUUACAAAACAGAGGAGAAAGCUUGGUGAAGUAGAACAAGCUGCACUCUUAUUGAUGGCAUUGUCUUGUGGAUCGGUUUACGCAUGAAGAAACAAUUGAUCGCAGUUUCGGUAGUUUCGUAUUGUUUUGUUUUUGUUCUGAAGAUUGAGGAUCAAGAAGAAAUUGAGCUUAAUUUACGAGAGAUGUUGUUUUCUUGACGAACAAAAGAUGCAUCUUCUUAGGUUGUUCUCUUUGAUUCUUAAUGAUGAAAAGAAGGCUAUUUUUAUGUUAAAUCUA
Molecule: messenger RNA, 1124 nt
Organism: Cynara cardunculus var. scolymus (artichoke)
Lineage: Eukaryota; Viridiplantae; Streptophyta; Magnoliopsida; Asterales; Asteraceae
Product: GATA transcription factor 16-like
Exons: 3
Coding region: 426-935 (169 amino acids)
Biological process (GO): regulation of DNA-templated transcription
Molecular function (GO): zinc ion binding; sequence-specific DNA binding
Source: RefSeq, a predicted model, not a curated record